Medicago truncatula (barrel medic) is the source of this 3178-nucleotide messenger RNA. RefSeq names its product ATP-dependent DNA helicase Q-like SIM. Lineage: Eukaryota; Viridiplantae; Streptophyta; Magnoliopsida; Fabales; Fabaceae. The transcript has 15 exons. The record is from RefSeq and is a predicted model, not a curated record. Bases 320 to 2950 code for a protein of 876 amino acids. Gene Ontology annotation, cellular component: cytoplasm; nucleus; chromosome. Gene Ontology annotation, molecular function: nucleic acid binding; 3'-5' DNA helicase activity; ATP binding. Gene Ontology annotation, biological process: double-strand break repair via homologous recombination.
AUAACACCUCGAAUAGUUUUUUGAAAAAAUUUCCUCUUUUGUAAACUUUUCAGAAUAUCAAGAAAUAGUAGAUUUGGCGGGAUUGUAACUUAUCAGAACAAUUGAAGAGUUCAUCGUUUCAAAUCAGGUAUGCAUUACGCUCUCAUUCUCCCAAUUCUUCACUCUUCUGUUAGUACAAACCCUACAAUCUGACACUCAACACAAUGAAACCUUCGUAGAAUUCGAAAACCCAUUGCGACAUUUCAAUUUUCCCCCAAAAUCAAAAGCGGAUUCUUUUAACCCUAAUUCACGUUUUGAACAUUUUUCAUCAAGCAUUGCGAUGGAUUCCAACAACAAAUCUUCCGAUCAAGUCAUUUCAGAAAUGGUUGAAAUGGGUUUCCAGCAUUCCCAAAUUCUCGAAGCAAUAAAAGUAGUGGGUCCUUCGAUUCCAAGCGUUGUGGAGCAUAUCUUCAAUACUAGUAAUAGUAGCAGCAGUAACCGUGAACCAUCCACAACCCAUGUCACAAAAUCAAUUUCAAAUAAUGGGAAAGCUCUCAAAAAACGAACUUUUUCAUCUUCUCUUCAAGUUCCAAAGUCCAGAACAAUCAACCAUUAUUUUCAAUCUAGUAGUAAAGUCAAUGAGAAAAACAAAAAUGUUGUUGUCGUUGAUGAUGAUAAUGAUGAUGAGGAUGUGGAAGAGCACAAGGAGAAAGAGUUCUUACCGCGAAUGGGAUUUGAUCAUGAUUCCGCAGUAGCUCAUGCUAUCGAUGUUGCAUCUGAUUGGCAGCAAAAAGCUAGCAUUUUGUUGCAAAAGCAUUUUGGUUUUUCAUCUUUGAAAAGUUUUCAGAAGGAAGCUCUCUCUGCUUGGAUUGAUCAUAGAGAUUGUCUUGUCUUGGCUGCAACUGGAUCUGGGAAAUCUCUAUGCUUUCAGAUUCCUGCAUUGUUAACUGGGAAAGUGGUGGUUGUGAUUUCGCCUUUAAUAAGCCUAAUGCACGAUCAAUGCUUAAAGCUAACAAAACAUGGAAUCAGUGCUUGCUUUCUUGGCUCUGGGCAGCCUGAUAAUACUGUUGAAAAGAAAGCAAUGAGAGGCAUGUAUAGUAUAGUGUAUAUUUGUCCAGAAACAGUUCUAAGAUUGAUUCAACCGUUGCAGAAGCUUGCUGAAACCCGUGGUAUUGCUUUGUUUGCAAUUGAUGAGGUACAUUGUGUUUCUAAAUGGGGUCAUGAUUUCCGUCCAGCUUACAGCCGACUGUCUGUAUUGAGGGAAAAUUUCACUACUGGCAAGCUAAAAUCCUUGAAAUUUGAUAUACCCAUGAUGGCGUUGACAGCUACAGCUACAAAGAGAGUUCGAGAAGACAUUUUAAAAUCACUGCGUUUGUCAAAAGAUACAAGUGUUGUUCUCACAUCAUUUUUUCGACCUAAUUUACGCUUCAUGGUAAAGCAUAGUAGAACAUCAUGGGCUUCUUACGAGAAAGAUUUUCAUGAAUUGAUUAAAGUAUAUGGUGGGAAUAAGAAAGCUUUCACCUCAGGUGAUGCAGAUGGUGUUUCCAUUAGCUCUGAUGCUUCUGAUACAGACAGUGUUUCUUCUGAUGAUGUGGACGGCAACCAAGAUGACUGUGAUGAUAGGGAUAUUAAUGUAAUGCACUCUGGAAACACCAGCAAUCAUAAAAAAAGAAGAAAACUGACAAUUGAGUUCCUGGAAAAUGAUGUUGACGUCUUUCAAAGUGCGGAUGACUUGGAUGUUACAUGUGGUGAAUUUUGUGUGCAACCUCCUCCCAAGCAAUGUGAGUUAUCUGAGACAAUUGAUACACCUACGAAACCAGAAAAAAGACUCAAAAUGCUUAAGGAGCCUUUGGGACAAGGACCAACAAUUAUAUAUGUACCCACCAGAAAAGAUACAGUGAGAAUUGCCAAGUAUCUCUGCAAGUCUGGUGUGAAGGCUGCCGCUUAUAAUGCAGGGCUGCCCAAGUUGCAUCUAAGAAGGACUCAUAAAGAGUUUCAUGAAAAUACUUUAGAGGUUGUUGUUGCAACAAUAGCGUUUGGAAUGGGAAUUGAUAAAUCGAAUGUUAGAAGAAUCAUCCACUAUGGUUGGCCGCAGAGUUUGGAAGCCUACUACCAAGAAGCUGGACGGGCUGGUCGAGAUGGGAAAUUAGCAGAUUGCAUUCUAUAUGCAAACCUAGCAAGGAAGCCAUCACUUUUGCCAAGUCGUAGAAGUGAAGAUAUGACAAAACAAGCAUAUAUCAUGUUGUCUGAUUGUUUCAGAUAUGGAAUGAAUACUUCAUGUUGUCGAGCAAAGAUACUUGUAGAAUACUUCGGAGAGGAUUUCAGCCAUCAGAAGUGUCUCUUAUGUGAUGUUUGCAAUAAUGGACCACCUCAAAGACUGAAUCUAAAAGAGGAGGCUUGUAUUUUACUGCAAACUAUAAUGCUGGCCGGAAAUGCACGUAGCUAUUCCGUGGAUUCCUCGGAUAAUGAUGAUAUCCAUUUCAAUUCCAAGGAUAGAAGACUAGGAGAGAGGCCAAGUCUAACGACGUUAGUUAGAAGUAUAAGGGAGCAGUUUCAAAAAUUCUUAACCACUGAUAUACUGUGGUGGAGAGGCCUUACUCGAAUUUUGGAAGCUAAAGGAUAUAUCAGGGAAGGAGAUGACAAGACAAAUGUUCAGAUAAAAUACCCGGACUUAACAGAACUAGGUUUGGAAUUUGUGAAGUCCAUAACUGAAGAAACUUUUUAUGUUUACCCUGAGGCAGAUAUGUUACUUGAGACAAAAACUGACAAACCGUUUUCCUCAUUCUCAGAAUGGGGAAAAGGUUGGGCUGAUCCUGAGAUCCGUCGUCAGCGUCUAGAAAGAAUGCAAGUUGAUAGAAGUCCAAUGAAGCGGCAGAACCCCAGAAAGCAAAGAAAGAGGAGAGUUAGAAAAACAAAACCUGAUUUGAGGACUUCUCGGGGUAGAUUAUCAGCAAAACUCUCAAAAAAGUAACAUGCAUGCAACAUUUUUUUAUUCUUUACUCUUCUUUUUUAAAAUAUUUGUGCUCCGCCUCCCACCUUGGUUUGAAACUGAUCAAAACACCCUCUUGUGCUUACUUUGUAGGGAUGGGUUGUGUUUUUAUUUUAUGAAUAUGUAAUUUACAUUGAAUUGAAUUGAAUGCCAUUGCAUCUUAAUCAAGACAAUAAUACUUGGUGGAAAUGCCUUUGAAACUGAUCAAAA